AUGUCGACGAGGCUGCGGCUGUGCUCCGCCGCGAUCCUGCUCGCUCCGUCGGCCGGUCUGCGCCUCUUCGCUCCGUCGGCCGGCCUGCGCCUUCGCGGGUUUGCUCGGCCGCUCGCCACCGCCGCGCCAUCGAUGAGCAUGGCGGAUGCGGCUCUCCCGACGCUCGAAGACCUCACCGACCCGCGCGAGUGGCUCGAGGAGGUGGAGGGCGACAAGCAGAUUGGCUGGGUCAAGGAGCAAAACGCCGAUGCGGUCGCGCGGAUCGGAGAGCCGUCCGACAAGCCGCUGUACGGCCGGCUGCUCGAGAUCAUGGAGAGCGACGAGAAGAUCCCAUACAUCGGCCGCGUGCUCAACGGGCUCUACUACAACUUUUGGCAGGACGAGACGCACGUGCAGGGCAUCUGGCGGCGGU
Messenger RNA from Emiliania huxleyi CCMP1516, 412 nucleotides. RefSeq lists its product as hypothetical. The annotation marks the transcript as partial. The record is from RefSeq and is a predicted model, not a curated record. NCBI's taxonomy places the organism in Eukaryota, Haptophyta, Isochrysidales, Noelaerhabdaceae. The transcript has a single exon.